UCUCUCGUCGGAGACCGGCGGAGAGAGGAGAGAGAGAGAGAGAUGCUGCGGGUGUCGGAGGACGGCGGGCGGCGGCGGCGGCGGGAGGCCCACGCGGCGGGGUACGGCGAGCUCGGCCGCGCCCUGCUCGACCUGCAGGCUGCCGCCGACCAGGUCUUCGACGCCGUCACGGCGCGGACGGCGGAGGAGCGGGAGAAGCUCUCGGCCAUUUCCCGGCGGAUCAGCGCUGCAAAAGCUAAGAUAAAAACAUUGUCUCAGUCAGAGGAACCGUUGACAAUUGUAUCACCAGCGCAGCAUCCUUCAAGUUGUACAAACCAAGAGGACUUCAGACCGCUGUUUCAUGACAAAUAUGAUGACAAUAGUGGUGGACCGUCCAUAGCAACUAUUUCAGUAAAUGGAGGGUUCAACAGACAGGAAUAUGGACUAGAAGGCACACUUGAACUCUUUCAGUUUUUCUCUGAGGAGAACUGUGACUAUACUCCAAAAGAAGGCCGUUUAAAGGUUAAAAAUAAACCUGCUGAAGCUAAAGAUGACACAUAUUUAGGGAGUCUUAUGGAUAAAUCCAACUUUCCAACUCCGCAAAACAUUUCAAUGUCUGGCAAGGACAUGAAGAUUGAAGAACUUCCACCUCCACCACCAAGUCUAAUAUCAAAACACCUGGCUAAAAACCAGAGAUCUGAUGAUGUUAGAUUCGAAUCAAGUUGGAGUCCAGCACACUCAGAUAUUCCUAGUGCAGAGAACCGAUUGUAAACUACAGUGCACACUCUUUGGGGGCCAUAAAAUAAACUGAUUCUCCCUAACUUCUAUAUACUGGUUGGUUCAUUACAGUUCGUUUGUAAUUUUGUAGAAACCUCAUACAUAGCCAGAAAUCAUUUUUUUAUUGGGACAGAGGGAAUAGUACCUAGAUGUGCUGAAAGACAAUUAUCUUUGGCUUAGUGAUUGUCAACUUAUGUAAAAACAAACCAUUUAUGGUUCAUCAGUAAUUGUUGUACGCAAUUGUGUAAACAAUUCGAUCUAACACUUUCAGAAGCCAUAACCAAAGGCGUGUGAACCAUCAUUAAUUCAACAGUUUUGUAUUAAUUCUC
Messenger RNA from Oryza sativa Japonica Group (Japanese rice), 1085 nucleotides. RefSeq lists its product as uncharacterized. Gene Ontology annotation, molecular function: alpha-tubulin binding; gamma-tubulin binding. Lineage: Eukaryota; Viridiplantae; Streptophyta; Magnoliopsida; Poales; Poaceae. The record is from RefSeq and is a predicted model, not a curated record. Gene Ontology annotation, biological process: Arp2/3 complex-mediated actin nucleation; endocytic recycling; exocytosis. Gene Ontology annotation, cellular component: WASH complex; early endosome; recycling endosome.